Molecule: messenger RNA, 1572 nt
Organism: Talaromyces marneffei
Lineage: Eukaryota; Fungi; Ascomycota; Eurotiomycetes; Eurotiales; Trichocomaceae
Exons: 4
Coding region: 1-1572 (523 amino acids)
Biological process (GO): L-tryptophan biosynthetic process
Molecular function (GO): anthranilate synthase activity
Source: RefSeq, a predicted model, not a curated record
AUGUCCUCUCCGAAUUUGCCGGUCACUGUAGCCCCAACCCUCGAGGUUGCGAGGGAGGUCAUCGCGAAAUCUCGGAAUUCCGAAAACCCUCCCAACCUUCUCCCGUUGAUGACCUCGAUUCCGGCCGAGCUUCUAACUCCGACCUUAGCAUAUUUGAGAAUUGCCGCCAAGUCGAAAUUAUCGUUUUUGUAUGAGAGUGCCGCUACUACGGAGACAAUUGGGCGAUACAGUUUUAUCGGAGCAGACCCCAGGAAAAUUAUCAAAACCGGCGCUGGGCAUGGACCUGAAUGCGAUCCUCUACCCAUCCUCGAAAAAGAACUCGCACAAUUCCGGAGUGCAACGGUGCCCACCUUGAAAUUACCCCCCUUGACCGGAGGCGCCAUUGGCUACGUAGGAUAUGAUUGCAUUCGAUACUUCGAACCGACGACAGCCCGACCACUAAAAGAUGUUCUCGGUGUUCCGGAAUCUCUAUUCAUGCUUUUCGACACCAUAAUUGCAAUUGACCAUUUCUUCCAGGUCGUCAAGAUCAUCACAUAUAUUCCAACCCCCGACAACGAUGCAGAUCUCGAGGCUGCAUAUCGUAAGGGCCAGGCGUUACUGCAGGAAAAGAUUGAUAUCCUGACAGAUCCCCAUGUUCCGCUCCCACAACAAGGACCUAUUGUCCCGAACCAGGAAUAUACAUCAAAUAUUGGUCAGACAGGAUAUGAAAGCCACGUCACCAAGCUCAAGCAACAUAUUCAAGUCGGUGACAUAUUCCAAGCCGUGCCCUCACAGCGACUAGCUCGUCCGACAUCGCUCCAUCCUUUCAACAUAUUCAGACAUUUGCGGUCGGUCAAUCCGUCACCAUACCUGUUUUAUAUUGACUGUGAAGACUUUCAACUUGUGGGUGCCAGUCCAGAGCUUCUUGUCAAGGAAGAAAAGGGUCGAAUCAUCACUCAUCCCAUCGCGGGGACUGUCAAGAGAGGGCAAACCGCUGAGGAGGAUGAGGCCCUUGCAGCCGAGCUACGGGGAAGUCUCAAAGAUCGCGCCGAGCAUGUCAUGCUUGUGGAUUUGGCUCGAAACGACAUUAACCGCGUGUGCGACCCCAUGACCACACAAGUCGAUCGACUAAUGGUUGUUGAGAAAUUCUCGCAUGUCCAACAUCUCGUGUCUCAGGUGUCUGGCGUUCUUCGACCAGACAAGACACGCUUCGAUGCUUUCCGUUCCAUCUUCCCGGCAGGUACGGUCUCUGGCGCACCCAAAGUGCGCGCAAUGCAGUUGAUCGGCGAACUAGAAAAGGAGAAACGCGGUGUCUAUGCCGGCGCAGUAGGAUAUUUCGGAUACGACAAGGCCAGCAUCGAUGGCUCAGGUACGAUACCCGGUGAUAUGGAUACUUGUAUUGCGCUUCGGACGAUGCUUGUCAAGGACGGAGUGGCGUAUUUGCAGGCUGGAGGAGGUAUUGUGUUUGACUCCGACGAGUACGAUGAAUAUGUGGAGACGUUGAAUAAGCUGGGUGCGAAUAUUUCUUGUAUCAAGGGGGCAGAAGAGAUAUAUUUGCAGUUAGAGAAGGCAGUUGCUGCUCGUGGUAAUUAG